This is a messenger RNA of Otolemur garnettii (small-eared galago), 1395 nucleotides long. It is a transcript of the gene TRIM15, whose product is annotated as tripartite motif containing 15. The record is from RefSeq and is a predicted model, not a curated record. Gene Ontology annotation, molecular function: zinc ion binding; protein binding. NCBI's taxonomy places the organism in Eukaryota, Metazoa, Chordata, Mammalia, Primates, Galagidae. The transcript is spliced from 7 exons. The coding region runs from base 1 to 1395 and encodes 464 amino acids.
AUGCCCUCAACCCCCACCCUGCAGGUGGUCCGUGAGGGGGCCACCUGUCCUGCCUGCACAAGGCCCCUGGAGGAUGCAGUGACCACUACCUGUGGACACAUCUGCCAGCUCUGCCUCCUGCUGCCCUCCCAGAUGGGAGCUCAGCCCUCAGGCAGGAUCCUACUCUGCCCGCUCUACCAGGAGGAGAAGCAGUCAGAGGCCCCCAUGGCCCCUGUCCCCCUAGGCCCGCUGGAGGAGACUUACUGUAAGGAGCACGGUGAGAAGAUAUACUUCUUCUGUGAAAAGGAUGCUGAGUUCCUUUGUGUGUUCUGCCGGGAGAGUCCUUCCCACCAGGCUCACACUGUGGGGUUCCUUGAUGAGGCCAUUCAGCCCUACCGGGAUCGUCUCAGGAGUCGGCUAGAAGCUCUAAUUGUGGAAAGAGAUGAAAUUGAGAACAUAAAGUAUCAAGAAGACCAGAAGCUUCAAGUGCUUCUGGCUAAGAUUGAAAACAAGAAGCAACAGAUAGAAGCAGCUUUUGAGAGGCUGGAGCAGGACCUGAAGGAACAGCGGUGUCUCCUGCUGGCCAGGCUGAGAGAGCUAGAGAAGCAGAUUUGGAAGGAGAAGAAUGAGUACAUCACAAAGGUCUCUGAGGAGGUUGCUCAGCUUGGAGCCCAGGUUACAGAGCUGGAGGAGAAGUGUCAGCAGCCAGCAAGCGAGCUUUUACAAGAUGUCAGAGUCAACCAGAGCAGGUGUGAGAUAAAGACUGUUGUGAGGACAAAGACCAUUUCUCAUGAACUUGUCAAGAAGAUCCGCGAUCUCCAUAGGAAAACACUCGCCCUCCCAGAGAUGAUGAGGACAUUCUCAGAAAACUUGGCGCAUCAUCUGGAGACAGAUUCAGAGGUCAUCACUCUGGACCCUCAGACCGCCAGCCAGAGCCUAGUCCUCUCGAAAGACAGGAAGUCGGUGAGGUACACCCGGCAGAGGCGGAACCUGCGCGGCAGCCCCCUGCGCUUCGACGGCCUCCCGGCUGUGCUGGGCUCCCCGGGCUUCUCCUCGGGGAGCCACCGCUGGCAGGUGGAAGUACAGCUGGGCGACGGCGGCGGCUGCGUGGUGGGGGUGGCUGGGGAGCAGGUGAGGAAGAAAGGAGACAUGGGUCUGAGCGCCAAGGAGGGCGUCUGGGCCGUGAUCUUCUCGCACCAGCAGUGCUGGGCCAGCACCUUCCCCGGCACCGACCUGCCGCAGGGCGACAUCCCGCGCGCCGUGGGCGUCGCCCUGGACUAUGAGGCUGGGCAGGUGACCCUCCUCGAUGCCCAGACCCAGGCACCUAUCUUCACUUUCACCGCCUCUUUCUCAGGCAAGGUCUUCCCUUUCUUUGGCGUCUGGAAAAAAGGUUCCUGCCUGACUUUGAAAAGCUGA